Messenger RNA from Trypanosoma grayi, 426 nucleotides. RefSeq lists its product as hypothetical. NCBI's taxonomy places the organism in Eukaryota, Euglenozoa, Kinetoplastea, Trypanosomatida, Trypanosomatidae. The record is from RefSeq and is a predicted model, not a curated record. The coding region runs from base 1 to 426 and encodes 141 amino acids. The transcript has a single exon.
AUGGGGCACGGGGUGGCCCCCAGAGAUUCUGCAGCCGGUCAAUUCGGGCGUUGCACGGGGGGGGGCCAGUGUCGCCUACGAUUCCAAAGGGGACAGCCAGUGCCGCCCGCAGUGGAAAAGGUCUCGCAAGAUCCUCUGGCGCAAGCCGCCUUGGAAUAUAUGGCUUCGGGGGCGAACUUCAUGGGGCGUGGAUGGCCACAUCCAGUGGGAAGGAAUGCGAUAAAACCACGCCCUCGCAGCUCAGAGGGUCAAAAACGCAUCACAAAAAACGUUUGGCAAAGAGGAAUGUUGGCUGCGCCGCGCGCCGCCGUCGACUUUUUGUUCGUGGACGCCCCUCCUGGUGUACUUUUGGUGAUGGUCAUAUGCUGCUGCCGGGGAGGCGCAGUCGAUCCCGUACGCCAACUUUGUGGGGCUCCACCACUGUAA